AUGUCGUUGGUCAGAGUGAACCGUUAUGGUCCCCGGGGAGGGGGAAGAAAAGUACUGAAAGUGAAGAAGAAGAAACCUUCAGUGAAGCAAGAAUGGGAUGAUACUGUGAAUGAUCUAACAGUCCAUCGGGCAAGUCCUGAAGGUCUGUUGCGUCGUCAUGAAAUACACAAAUCGAAGAAUAGAGCAUUAGCCCACUGGGAACUCCAAGAAAAAGCUUUAAAGAGAAAAUGGAGGAAGCAGAAACCAGAAGCUUCCAAUCUUGAGAAAAGGAGGCUGGCUAUCAUGAAGGAGAUUCUUUCUGAUCAAUACCAGAUGCAGGAUGUAUUGGAAAGAUCUGAUCAUUUGAUGGCUGCAGCAAAAGAUCUUUUUGUUGAUUUUCCUCGUCGGCGCACAGGGUUUCCGAAUGUGACAAUGGCUCCCGAUUCCUCUCAGAGUCCCAUUGUAGUGAACGAAGACCCUGUCACCCAGUCCAUUCUGAGUGAAUCUGUCAUUGACCCUCAGGCUCUUAAUGAAGUAGAUGAUGAAGGAAGAGAAGGAACUGUGAGUAGCCAGUCAGAAGAAAGUGAGAAUGAGUUGGAUAACACUCUAAACUCUGAGCCUAACACGAACACAGAUAGGUUUCUUCACCAUCUGAAGGAAGAAAACUCUGAGUUAAUUAAUAAACUGUGGACUGAUAUUCAGCAGAAAAUAGCGACAGAGCCACAGAGAGCACCUUCGCCAGGGACUCCGUUAUCUGCCCCUCCACCAGGUGAACGAAGAGCUGCUCUGAAUGCGACCAAUGCCGUCAAGAGAGUCCACACCAGGCUCCAGCCUGAAGAACCUUCUGAGACUCUAGACUCCAGCUAUGUUGUGGGGCAAGUGCUGAACCCCAGGAAGCCAAAAGAGCUGUUAAAUAAAGUGAAAAGAAAACCGGAUUUGCGUGCUCCUUCCAAGCAGAAGAAAAAUACGUUAUCAGCUAGCCCAGCCUCCGCAGAUUCUCCAGGUACCAACAAUUCCAGCCUGGACGUCCUCAAGCACAUGAUAGAUGAGGUGGGACGUGAGAUGGAAGAGUACGAGCGGUGGACAGGGCGCGAGGUCAAGGGCCUGCAGGGCAGUCAGGGUCUCACUGGCUUCACUCUGUCCCUGGUGAGCGCCCUCUGCCGCCUGGUUCGCUACCUGAGAGAGAGCGAGCUGCAGCUGCGUGAAGAAGUGGAGACGAGGCAGCGGCUGGAGCAGGCACUGGUCGAUCACCGAGAGCUCAUCGAUGCCCUGACAGCUGAAAUUCUCCUCCUCAGGGAAGAAAAUGCUGCCGCACAGGCAAGACUUCAGCAGUAUAUGGUCACAACAGAUGAGCAAAUUAUAUCACUCACACAUGCCCUUAAAAAUUGUCCUGGGAUAAAUAACAACAGAGAAGACAGUCAAGCAUCAGACAGGGGAGCCAUAAGUAGAAGAAUUUUGGACAACCUAGAGAGGCCCGUUGUAAACGCUAAUGUUUCCGUGCCAUUGAUGUUCCGAGGGGAUGAAGUGGCUGAAUUCCCACAGGAAGAGCUGCCUGUCAAACUGUCCCAGGUGCCAAACCCGCCAGAUAGCGUGACUCUGGCCGGCAGUUUCCCAGCACACGUGUUUGAGCCGGCUGUGUUGUUAACACCACCCAGGCAGAAGAGCAGCUCAGAGUUCUCCCCUCUGCAGGAUGUAUUGAGGAGGACUGUUCAAACUCGUCCUGCCCCACGCAUUCCUCCAACUGUGGAAAUCAUUGAGAAAGAGCAAAACUGGGAAAAGAAGACCUUCCCUCCUGGUUCAGACGUUCAGAACUCAAAUGACGAGAAUCGUCUCUUCACUCAGAGGUGGAGGGUUUCUCACAUGGGAGAAGAUUUGGAGAACAGAAGCCAGGCCCCUUUUGCCAGCCUGUCACAGCCCCUCUGCAAUUCCCAUUCAGACACUCAGCAGCCAAGAAACCCCGUGUUCUCAGAAGAGCCUCCAAUACUGGGAGAUGGGCAGCAGCUUAGAACAAAUGAGGCGUUGAUACAAAGAAAGGACAUCAUGGCACAGAUUGCUAAGUUGGCACUUCAGAAUUCAGCUAUCAAGGCACAUCUGAAUAAUAUUAUUGGGUCAGGGGGAGAGCAAGGAGAUGGACCCCGGGAGUUAAAUACACAGGAAAGUGCAAGCGACAUGAGCGCUACUUUUCCAGCAGCACAACCUCUAGCAGGUACCAUGGAAGAACGGAUUGCAGAAUUGAACCGACAGAGUAUGGAGGCUCGUGGAAAACUGCUGCAGUUGAUAGAGCAGCAGAAACUGGUCUGCUCGAGUUCUGCCUCUCCACCAGCGUCACCUGCUCGGUCACCUCUCAAAGCAUGGACUGAAGGAGGAAAGAGGACAAUUGAGGUAUCUGUUCCGGGAGCAGAAGUCCCAGAAAGCUCAAAAUGCAGCACUGUCUCGCCUCCUGGUGCGGUGAAUACAAGAAGAUCUUCAGGGGCUGCUAGUAACUCCUGCUCUCCCUUAGACACCACCCCAGGAGGUGGACGAUUCGUACCUCUUAAUCCAAGAGCAAAGAUGGAGAAACAAAAUGAAGAAGGAUGGUUUGCCCUUUCUACCCAUGUGUCAUAAGUGAAGUCAAACGUUACGGAGUUUGUCCUUGAAUGUUUGUUCUUCAGCUUGUUCUCCCCUUUUCCUGGUCCUGCUUUCCAGUUUGUAUGUCCUUUCAGAUAAAACCUGCAAAGACUCUAUUAAUGAGUACUAAGGGAACAAAGAAAUAAAGCGUGUUUUAAAAAUAAU
This is a messenger RNA of Loxodonta africana (African savanna elephant), 2751 nucleotides long. It is a transcript of the gene SPICE1, whose product is annotated as spindle and centriole associated protein 1. Bases 1 to 2583 code for a protein of 860 amino acids. The record is from RefSeq and is a predicted model, not a curated record. Lineage: Eukaryota; Metazoa; Chordata; Mammalia; Proboscidea; Elephantidae. Gene Ontology annotation, cellular component: centriole; spindle; centrosome. Gene Ontology annotation, biological process: metaphase chromosome alignment; mitotic spindle assembly; regulation of centriole replication. The transcript has 17 exons.